Trypanosoma grayi is the source of this 2190-nucleotide messenger RNA. Its product is annotated as putative CLC-type chloride channel. The record is from RefSeq and is a predicted model, not a curated record. Gene Ontology annotation, biological process: chloride transport; transmembrane transport. Gene Ontology annotation, cellular component: early endosome; Golgi apparatus; membrane. The coding region runs from base 1 to 2190 and encodes 729 amino acids. Lineage: Eukaryota; Euglenozoa; Kinetoplastea; Trypanosomatida; Trypanosomatidae. Gene Ontology annotation, molecular function: voltage-gated chloride channel activity. The transcript has a single exon.
AUGCAGAACCGAGGAGACGAGUUCACUGGUAUUGUGAAUGCACCGACGGAGUCAGACUGGGCGACGAUCGACUGGAUCAGCUCUCACCACGAGGCGAACGAGCGGCGUGUGGCACGGCAGCACCGUUCUGGGGGUGGCUCCCUCUCUGCCCGCACGCGGAGUGCAUUGACGCACAACGAAAGUUUCCUUGCCGCCCUUCUCACGGGUCUGGUGCUCGGCAUCCUUGGCGUCUUCUGCGACGCGUGCGCCCACUGGGUGUCGGCGUUCCGGCUUGGCAUCUGCGCCAACUUCUUCUGGCUUGGCCGCAACCUCUGCUGCGCGGAGCAGGAGGAGUGCAGUGGCUACUACACGUGGGGUGAGUUCUUUCUAGGUCGCGGUGACCGCGUAGCAGCCUUUGCCGACUUCUGCUUUUAUGUUUUGCUAUCCACGACCGCGGCGAUGAUUGCGUCCUUUGUAUGUAAGGUGUACGCGCCCUACGCAGCCGGUGGUGGCAUCAACGAGGUCAAGACAAUUGUGUCGGGUCACCAAGUGCGCCGUUAUCUCGGUGGCUGGACGCUCGUCACGAAGGCCAUCGGCAUGAGCUUCUCUACCGGUUCCGGUCUCGUCGUCGGGAAGGAGGGGCCGUUUGUACAUAUUGGUGCCUGUAUCGGUGGCAUGAUCGCCAAUCUGUUCCCGAGCUACCGGCUGGAGGCGAAGAAGCGUGAGCUCAUCACGGCAGGUGCGGCAGGUGGCGUGGCGGUGGCCUUUGGUGCUCCUGUUGGUGGCGUCAUCUUUGCACUGGAAGAGAUAUCAAGCUUCUACAACUUCAAGGCCAUGAUGGCAGCCCUCAUCUGCGGCGUGACUGCAGUGCUGCUGCAGUCCCGCAUUGAUCUCUGGCAUACGGGGCACAUUGUGCAGUUCAGUGUGAAUUACAAGCACAACUGGCACUUCUUCCAGCUUCCGCUCUUUGCGCUGAUGGGGGUUGUGGGUGGUCUCCUCGGAUCCCUAUUCAACGCCGUCAACAUCCGCAUCAUCCGCUGGCGCAAGGUGCGUUUCAAGAUGUGGCGCGUGACAGAGGUGGCGGUCCUCGCCGCCGUGACCGCUGUCAUUAACUUCGUCACGCCGUUUAGCUCGGGGAGUUUGCUGGAACUGCUCGGCGAUGCAUUUCAGGACUGCACCCCAAACAGCAAAAUUGAGCUGUGCCAGACGAGCAACGUGCGCACCUUUCUCUAUCUCCUCAUCACGGCGACGGUAAAGUUGCUGUUGUGUAUGUACACUGUGGGCACAUUCCUCCCCUCCGGCAUUCUCGUCCCAUCGCUUACAAUUGGUGCGUUGUAUGGACGCGCGUUUGGUAUCAUGUGCCGCGCGUUGCAGGAGUCGUACGCGAGCUCGUACCUCUUUGCCGAGUGCUUUGACCAGGAUCUCUGCGUCAUACCCGGCGUGUACGCCAUUGUCGGUGCGGCCGCCAUGCUGACGGGCGUGACGCGCAUGACCAUCUGCCUUGCCAUCAUCAUGUUCGAGCUGACCGGUUCGCUCGACUGCCUCGUGCCGGUGAUUCUCGGCAUUCUGUGCUCCAAGGCCGCGGCGGAGGGAGUUGGUGUGGAGGGCACGUACGAAAUCGGCAUUGCGGAGAACAACCUGCCCUUCCUCGACCCCAAGAGUGAGUGCUACAUCGACGCCGUCGCGGAAGACGUGUACGCGCAGCGGACGUUCACGGUGUUGACCGCGUACGGCUUCACAGUGGGCCAGCUGAACCAGCUGCUGCAGAAGAUGGAGGUGUCGGGCUUCCCGGUGGUGAACUCGCUCACCGACAUGACGCUGAUCGGGUAUGCGCCGACCAAGAAGAUCGUGCGCGCGAUACAAGUGGCGGCGGCGAAGGACAGUCGCGUCAACUUUGACACCGCCGUCCGCUUCGCCGCAGCGCCGUCGGCGGAGCUGCCAGACGGGCAGCUGGAGAUCGACGCGACGAGCGUUGUGGAGAGCCCGCUGCUGCAGGUAGAGCCGGCGUGCCCCGUCUCGCGCAUGCUGUACCUCUUCAAGUCGCUGGGCGUGCGCCACAUCAUGGUGUGCCACCACUCCAAGUUCGAGGGCUUCAUCAGCAAGAAGGACUUCAUCAAAUUCCUGCGCGACGCGGAGCGGGACGAACACAUGGGGGACGCCGAGUUGAAGCGGGAGCGGCGACGGCAGCAGCAGCAGGAGCGGAGGUCGUGA